Molecule: messenger RNA, 813 nt
Organism: Miscanthus lutarioriparius
Lineage: Eukaryota; Viridiplantae; Streptophyta; Magnoliopsida; Poales; Poaceae
Source: the annotation of a GenBank genome assembly
AUGGCAGCUAUCUGCCUAAAUGUUGAUUUGAGCAUUCGUUCUUGCCUCAAGGAUCACACUACUGCAAAAGAAAUGUGCGAUUACUUGAAAGGUCGCUAUCAACAAAGCAGCUCAGCUCUUCGCUAUUCAAUUCGCCAGAAUCUUCACUAUCUUCAGCAGCAGCAAGAUAUGUCAGUUGAGGAGUACUACAUUUCCUUCACUAAGCUAUCAAGUCAGCUUGCCUCCAUGGUGCCCAAGCCCUCUUCCUUAUGCAAGGAUUGUAUCACCUCUUGGACUUCCAAAGACAAGUAUGAUCAAGAAAACACUAUGUUUGACUUUGUGAUGGGUCUACUGUCUGAGUUUGAACCCAUUUGUGUUCAACUUCUUGGGAGACCUACUCUUCCAACACUGGCCGAGACAUUGUCUGCUCUCAUUGCCGAGGAGACACGUCUUAGGACUAUUGCUGCAAACUUACCUGUGUCUCAACAUUCAGUGUUAGCUAUUGCUCCCUUGUCUAUUCAAGCUGCAGCCUCAGCCCCAGCUACCUCUCAUGGGAUUCCCUGCAGUCAUUGUGGCCAGACAAAUCAUCCUGAUGCGCGAUGCUUCAAGAAGUACCCACACCUCCUAGCUGAAGUGAAAGCAAAGCGUGCUGCCUCAAGGCGUGGGACAGCUGCAACAUUUUCUGAUAGGACUCAAGCAGCACCCCCACCUCAACAGCAAUCCAGUAGCCUCUCUGCUCCAGUUAGUGCAUACAUGUCAGCUAGCUCCUUGUCUUCUGCAUCACACUCAGGAUCGUCGUACCCAAGCUCUUCUCGGUACUGGCCAUUGCCAUAG